AUGAUAUUAAGUGAGUAUACAGAUAAUUGGUUCGACGAAAUAGAGACAACAGACACAACGAACGAAAUGAUAAAUGAAACAGUUGACAAUAUGACGAACAUAGUAGUUGACGAUAUGACAAAUAAAGCAGUUGACGAUAUGACGAACGUAGCAGUUGACAAUACGACGAACGAAGCAGUUGAUGAUACGACGAAUGAAGCAGUUGAUAACACAUUAUUGAGUUUUGUAGAACAAGUCUAUGAUUAUAUUUUACUGUUUGAUACUGACUCUUUUGACGAAGAACCUAAUAAUGUUUUUCUUACUUUAACUUUGGAUUCAGAUCAUAAUCAAGGUGAUAGUGAAUAUUCAAUAUACAAGUUUGACUAUAUUAAACAAAUAAGAAGUGCUGAAGUAUAUGGUCCAGCAUUACGAGAG
Molecule: messenger RNA, 414 nt
Organism: Racocetra fulgida
Lineage: Eukaryota; Fungi; Glomeromycota; Glomeromycetes; Diversisporales; Gigasporaceae
Source: the annotation of a GenBank genome assembly